This is a messenger RNA of Uloborus diversus, 3493 nucleotides long. RefSeq lists its product as uncharacterized. Lineage: Eukaryota; Metazoa; Arthropoda; Arachnida; Araneae; Uloboridae. The record is from RefSeq and is a predicted model, not a curated record. Bases 44 to 2374 code for a protein of 776 amino acids. Gene Ontology annotation, biological process: G protein-coupled receptor signaling pathway; visual perception. Gene Ontology annotation, molecular function: adenylate cyclase inhibiting G protein-coupled glutamate receptor activity; sevenless binding. The transcript has 7 exons. Gene Ontology annotation, cellular component: membrane.
AAAAUGUUCGCCACGUUUUGUGUUUAUUCUCGUGAUAUACUUGAUGGAGCCAGCUCCAAACUUUGGCAGCGACGUAGAAACAGUCCAGAACACGACAUGUGAAUCACGUUCAAGAGCUUUGGCCCAGCGCAUAACGGAAUCGGAGACCCAUCUUUACAUCAUAGGACUUUUCGAUGUUCACGAAGAUAGCGGAUGUCACAUUCUAAAACCAACCGGGAUGGAACAACUCUUGAUGACGAUCGGAAUGCUGGAGAAUCGGUUCUCGGACGUCAAUUCUUCACAGUUUGGAUUUGAUAUCUAUGACACCUGUUCAAAUGGAUCUUCGGCGAUAAUCAAUUUAAUUCAUGCUUUACUGAAAGCAAAAGCUCUAGAAGAUGGAAAUGGAGGAAAACGACACAUAAGUGUAAUUGGUCCGAGAAAUCCAGACGUUCAACAACAGAUAUCCUACUUUUUGAAAUCGCUGCAAAUUCCUUACUUUCCUCUGAUGAUAACAUCAAUGAAAAUGGAGAUUAAGGCAAUGGCGGAAGUACUUUUGGAUUUAAAAUGGAUGACUGUGGCCGUUUUCACCACAACAAAAUCGUUAGAAGAUGAAUUUCGGAUUGAGGCCAGUUUACGAAACAUUUGCAUCGCAGCAUCUAUCAUAUUCCAAACGAAAACAAGAUCAACUGCUUUCCAUCGAAUGCUAUUCCACGAACUAUCGUCAUCAGGAGUGCAAGUUGCAGUAGUUCUUGGCUCGAACAUCGAUGUCAUUAAACUCCACGAAAUGGCUACGUUAUUCAACUCAUCCAUUCAGUACUGGUUAUUGGCUGGAAUGGACAUGGAGGAUAUCUUCUUGUCCUCAUCAUUCGGCCCGGACCAACCGAUUAUCAUGUUCAAAACAACAAAUGCCAAUUUGCCGAAAUUCGACAGCAAUAUGACGCAGAGCUACGAAUUUGGAGAGAAGAUUAACAAGCUGAAUUUGGUCAAAAGUUUCUUUGACUAUUUUAACGGUUGUGAAAAAAACGACAAAAGUCCCAAUGAUUCACGUUGUCGAGAGAAACAACUUGAGAACCGCAACCCGAUGUGGACAAUCACUGUGGAGACGGUCAAUAGGUUAACGAAAGAUCUGGAAGAAAGAGGCAUCAUAAAUGCAGAAGAACUGAACAAAACUGAAGAAAAGUCUUCACAUUUUGAAGAUCCCAAUGAUACUUUGGGGGAGGUUGAAAUAUGGACACAUCAGCACGACAUAAGAAGACUUUCCAAACACAAAGCACUCUUGGUUGGUCACUUUAAAGAAGGACGACUAGUUUGGGACAUUAAAAGACUAAACAUAUUCCGUUUCAUGGGCUCUGGAUGGUUUAAAAUACCCGAAUUUCACUGCAGAAAAAAUUGUCAAGAGUUAUGCAGAAACUUCAACAACAUCUCUGUUACAACAGACACAAGCAAUUUGUUCAGCAGAAUUUAUUACUGGAAGCACUCCACGUGGGUGACAGUGUUGUUGACGACAUCCAGCAUCGGAACGCUAAUCUCACUUUUCACAGCAGCGUUUCUUGUUGCUAAAUCCUGCAAAGACGACUUUGAUGAAGGCAACGAAGGCGUACAAAUUUCGAACGUUAUUUUAUUGAUUGCGAUCAUCUUCUCAUAUUGCUGCACUCUUCUAUUUGUUUUCCAAGUAGAUUCCGGUAUUUGCAUCAAACGUGUGAAUAUAGUGGGAGUGGCUUAUGUCCUGAUGUUGGCACCAAUAGUGUCCCGUUGCUUUGUUCUUAUUGCUGCAGAAAUGGAUGGCAUUCAUGGUCAUGUGAGCGGAUUUACCCAAUCCAUUCUUUGCUUUUUCAUCAUGGGUGUCCAAUUCGCCAUGGCAAUCUAUCACUGGAUGAUGAACAACGGAAAUAAAUACAUAAAUCCUAAAUGUAUUUUCAGCAUGAAAGAUAUACUUGUGUAUUUUUCUUAUUCCAUGCUCUUAAGUGUUCUUUGGUUGGUAACGUCAGCAUUCUGCGCUCGCAGUCGAAGAAACAACAAGGAAGGUCUUUUUCUACAUGUUGGUAGCAUUGCUGUUUGCCUGGUGUGGUUGGCGUGGUACCUUCUACUUUUCUUGAUGAGUUCAAGUUGGAAUGAAUUUACAAUUUGUUUCGGCUUGGUAGCUACGGCAACAGCAAUCUUAUUAGUGAUAUUUUUACCCAAAGUAUAUCGCAUAUUGGUUGUUGCGGCUGCUAACGAAAAUGGCCAAGUGGGCAUGCAACCCGUUAUAUUUGCAUCUUGUUCAUCAAGAAGUCCAAACUUGUCCAUCUAUGAAAGUGUUAACCAUGGAUACAACCCUGAUAAGGAUGGGUACAUUGUCGAUGUAUUCAGAGAUGAUGAAGAGUCACCAGGCUUGAGGAAGAUGACUCAUCUAUGAACAAUCUAAUUGGGCAGUCGACUAACUUACAGUCAAAUUGAAUUAAAAUUUUAAGAAACUAAUGAUGCUCAGAUUUUAAUCUGGCUUUGUAAAUCAUGAAAGGACAGAUAGACAGAAAACUUCUUCAGUAGUUCAUUUAAAAACAUCACAAGAAAAGAAAAAUAUAUUGAGAAAAUUUUGUCAACAGUGCUUUAUGUAUUUCUGUUUUUGAAAUGAAGUUCUACUUGGCGUCAAAUCAAGAAACUAGAAUCUCAAAAUUUAUGUAGUAAAUCCAUUUGCUUUCCCCAAGUCAAUCAUUCACAAAAGUUAGUGAGGAAAAUUUAUUAAAAUUUUCAACAUCCAUUUUAACUGUAGUAUAUGAAGAUAAUAAAAGAGAAGUUUUAAAAUUUAAUUUCAAAUAGAAAGCAAAUUUCAAUUACAAUUUAUAUGUUGUUCAUUUAAGCACCUUUAAGACAUUAAAGAUAUUUAUAUAUGUUCUCAAGCAAGAUUGCGUUCAGAGAGGAGUAUGGAUACGGAGCCCCCUCCCCCGAAGUUAUAUACAAAAUGGUACUUUAAUGGUCAUACCGACAUCGUUAUAUACCUGCUCCAACGUACUUCCACUACAACCCCUCACUUCCCUCAAAACAUUUUCUGGGUCUUGUCUUUUAGUGAGUGAACCAAGGAACGAUUCGAAAAAUGAGAUUUGAAAUAUUUAUUGCAUUUUUCACCACUAAUAAUAUCAAAAGUCAGUGCCCGAGCCGAAGAGAGACCUUUCCAACCACAAUUAUUUGACAUUUAAUUUUAGUCAAAGACUGCAACACCUAUACAUCAUGGAGAACCAUGAGCUGUAAUACAUUUAAGGAUUAUGCAAGAAAAACAUAAAAUUUUCAGCAUAAACAGUUUUAAAAAAGUCAAUGGAAAAAAAUAGAUAGGGAGGGGAAAGGGGAUCUAUGAACUAUUGUAAAAUAAAAUCAGACCUGUGAAAUCAGUGGAAGAAAGAGAUGUGGAAGGUGGAAUCCAAGGAACUGUUAAAAAAAAAAAAAACACUUGAAUUGUGUAUUAAGUGUGUUUUAGAAUUGUAACAAUUAUUAUGUAUUAGUGUUUGUAAAUGAAUGUGAAUAAAAUAAACUUUUUUCCAAU